UCACUUCACAUGCGAGCACACACACACUCUCAGUCCCUGAGCAGUCCUGACAUCUCCGCUCACUGUCAACCUGUGUCUCCUUCGCAGGGAAUUUCCUUCCAGAUAGAGGAACGCUGGAAAAACAUAUAUUCUGAGAAGAAAUUACUAUUGGAGACCAAUUGUUUAUUUCCCAGUUUCACCAGUUUGCUCGGAAGGGCUCAGGCGGUGGAGCAGAAUGCCUCAAAAAGAAUACCAUAUCCAACCCACGUGGGAAUCAGGAGUGGCGUCCAUGAUGCAAAACAGUCACAGUGGCGUCAACCAGCUUGGCGGGGUGUUUGUGAACGGCAGACCAUUACCGGAGUCCACCAGACAGAAGAUCGUCGAACUCGCUCACAGCGGAGCACGACCCUGCGACAUCUCCAGGAUUCUGCAGACCCAUGAUGAUGCAAAAGUCCAACUGGACAAUAAGAACGUGUCCAAUGGGUGUGUGAGCAAGAUUUUGGGGAGAUAUUAUGAGACCGGCUCCAUCCGACCGCGAGCCAUCGGAGGCAGCAAACCGAGGGUAGCGACGCCUGAAGUGGUCAGCAAAAUAGCACAGUACAAGAGGGAGUGUCCCUCGAUCUUUGCCUGGGAAAUUCGGGACAGGCUGCUGUCUGACGGGGCGUGCACCAACGAUAACAUACCGAGCACCCAAGGUUAUGCAAAAUGUGGUCUGUGUGAUCUACACAGAUUCUACAAUUAUUUCAUCUUUUUUUUUUUCGCAGAUGGUUGCCAGCAACAGGACAACGGAGGCGAGAACACUAACUCCAUUAGCUCGAACGGUGAGGAUUCAGACGAGACUCAAAUGCGCCUGCAAUUGAAAAGAAAACUGCAAAGAAACAGAACAUCGUUCACUCAGGAGCAGAUCGAAGCCCUGGAAAAAGAGUUUGAAAGAACCCACUAUCCAGAUGUUUUCGCAAGAGAGAGACUUGCAGCAAAAAUCGACCUCCCAGAAGCUAGAAUACAGGUAUGGUUCUCAAACAGAAGAGCGAAAUGGAGGAGGGAAGAGAAGCUGAGGAACCAGCGACGACAAGCCAGCAACUCCUCCAGUCACAUUCCCAUCAGCAGCAGUUUCAACACAAGCGUCUACCAGGCAAUCCCACAACCCACCACUCCUGUGUCCUUCACAACAGGGUCAAUGCUAGGCCGACCAGACACGGCUCUGACCAACAUGUACACAGGUUUGCCUCCGAUGCCCAGCUUCACAAUGGCUAACAACCUGUCUAUGCAACCAAGCCAGACAUCUUCCUAUUCCUGCAUGCUGCCCACCAGUCCGUCCGUGAAUGGGCGAAGCUACGACACAUACACACCCCCUCAUAUGCAGGCACACAUGAACAGCCAAACAAUGGCAACUUCUGGUACCACCUCAACAGGACUCAUCUCCCCUGGAGUAUCUGUCCCUGUCCAAGUUCCCGGAACUGAGCCAGACAUGUCUCAGUACUGGUCAAGAUUACAGUAAAGAAAAGAGUUACUUCGCCCUUUGACUUCCACACAGAGACUAAGAGAGAACCUGGACCUCUGCAGCAGUAUUUCCACAAACACACAGACACACACAAACAAAUACCAGGACGAGGAAGCGUGUGGACUCUUGUCACGGUCUGGAAACUUUGCGGCACUACCUUUAAGAGGAAAACCAGACGCUAGAGAGACUUUAAAGGAACAAAAACAACAAACCUCUGCUACGUCCUCAUUUUCGGUCUCCAUUUUUUUGUUGUAUUUGUACAUUGGCAUUUAUAAGAAAAGACGAAAAGACGAAAAGACAAUUCAACAGCCAAAACUAUGUUGGUGUCGCAUCCAUUUGAAAUGGCGGAGCACGAUAUAUUGUGACUGUUUUCUAAUAUCAGGAUUACGGAUCGGACUUCAUACAGGCCCAUAUCAAAGAAGUGAAGCAGAAACACACCAACAGGAAGCGCCUAUUCGUAGAUAUUUUCACUCUGGGAGAACUACCGGCUAAAAAUCCACCCACAACGACUUCAAUUAACGACACUAUUUUAUCUACAAAAGGAACAACAGCCAUUAUGUAAAUGACUGAGUACUUUAUAAUUAUAUAUGAGGGUUUGGAGCUGGGUAGACUGAUUCUGAGGCCGUUUGUGCUUGAUCAUUUAUAAUUGUGACGUCAAGAGGAAUGGGAAGUUAUAAUACGGCAGACUUUGCCAUCAAAAUAACCUUCAUCCAUUUUGCUACUGUCCAAUUGUACGUAUUUGUUUCCCCUAGAAAUAUCCUCCUGGAAUUAUGCCGGAACAUAAAUUUAUUCUCACAUUUACUGUCCCCGAGAAAAAAAAAUCUAUAAAUGUUUUAUACAGAUUU
Molecule: messenger RNA, 2325 nt
Organism: Sinocyclocheilus rhinocerous
Lineage: Eukaryota; Metazoa; Chordata; Actinopteri; Cypriniformes; Cyprinidae
Product: paired box protein Pax-6-like
Exons: 11
Coding region: 215-1477 (420 amino acids)
Biological process (GO): regulation of transcription by RNA polymerase II; anatomical structure development
Molecular function (GO): RNA polymerase II cis-regulatory region sequence-specific DNA binding; DNA-binding transcription factor activity, RNA polymerase II-specific
Source: RefSeq, a predicted model, not a curated record